CCUCACUCUACUUCUCUGUGCUCUCUCUCUCUUGAGAAGUGAGAAAUUUCUCCUCGAGAAGUGUUGGAAUUUGUAACAAAACAAGAGCACAAACCAGAGUGACAACAUUGCUAAUCCCAAGGAUCUUUUUGUCUGCCAUCAUUUUUGCUUGUGGGGUAGAUACUAGUUGUUUUAAUCCCCUGGAAAAACAGGGAGGUCCUGAACUCGCUUCUCGGGUGGUGGAAGCCAAAGCACUAUUCUGGGGAGUGGGUAUUGUUAGUGAUUACAGACUAUAGGAUUGGGGAACUAGCGCAUAACGUGUUUGCUAAGGUUAGUUACUGCUAUCAUUUCCCCUGUCACAACAUCUUCAUUUGAUUGAUAUUUGAAGGAAUUUGAAAGUAUGAAAGAAAUUGAGAAGAGAAAAGCUUCAAGAAAUAGUCAGACAAAGGGUUCAAGAAAAACCGAAAGGAGAGAGAGUAAAUUGCAACAAGAUAAUUCUUCAAAAAAAUUGAGUGAAAAAGGAAUUGAAUCUAAGACACUCCAUGAUAGUAGACCAACUGCAAAUAAUACUAUAAGUGAUUCCAACACGGCCUCAGAGAAUUCAGAAACUUAUGAAAAUGUGGUUAUACAUUACCUGGACGAUGUCAACAGGUCUGAGGAGGCACUUGCCAAGAUCAAAGUUAAUGAAAUGGUUGCUAGUGAAAACAAAAAUGAAGUGGCUGAUGAUCAUUCUACUGAUUUGGAGAAAGAGCAAAAGGAAGGCAAUGACGAAGUAUCAGAUGCUGAGACAGUAAAGGAUUCAGUAUCUUCCCAAGGUGAUUCUUUGACAACUGAGGAUGAGAGAACUGAAGUGGCUUCAAAAGAUCCUAAAGGUAAGGUUAGAGUUAAUCCUCCAGAAAACAACCGUGUUUCAAAGGAGAGAUCUGAUAAAAAAGAAAAUAAAUUGCAAUCAAAGGUAUCACAUGGCAAUCAAAAGAAACCUAUGAACCCAAAUAAAGGGCCCUCCAGAGUUGCAGACAAAAAUAUUUCCUCAACCAAUUCUAAGACUUUGAAAGUUCCUGUAAAUGCUUUGUCAGAAUCUUCUGAAGGUGUUGAUGAAAAACCUGUUCAAGAGAUCAAGGAACUUGAUAUUGUGGAUGGAUCCCCCAAUGGUGCUCAGAGCAUAGGAAUUGAAUAUGAAAGUCAUGAAACGGUUAAUGCUGAAAAAAAUGAUGAACAUGAGGAUGAGGCAGCUGUGGAAUUAAAAAUUGACGAAAUGCAAUUACGAAUUGAAAAGCUUGAAGAGGAACUUAGAGAAGUUGCUGCUCUUGAAGUGUCACUUUAUUCUAUUGUACCAGAGCAUGGAAGCUCAGGACACAAGGUGCACACACCAGCUCGACGCCUUUCUAGGCUCUAUAUACAUGCUUGUAAGCAUUGGACCCAAAAAAGGAGAGCCACAAUUGCCAAGAAUACUGUUUCUGGCCUCAUUUUGGUUGCUAAGUCUUGUGGUAAUGAUGUUUCAAGGUUAACUUUCUGGUUGUCAAAUACCGUUGUACUGAGAGAGAUAAUUUCACAAGCUUUUGGGAAUUCAUGUCAAGCUAGUCCCUUUAAAAGGUUGGCUGAGUCAAAUGGGACUGGCAAGAGAAAUGAUGGGAAGUAUACUGCACUGAAACGGAAGAGUAGCUCCAAUGGUAAACCAGGAAGUGGUUUUAUGCCUCUCGUUGAAGAUUGGCAAGAGACAGGAACCUUUACCUUUGCUUUAGAAAGAGUAGAAUCAUGGAUCUUUUCUCGGAUAGUGGAGUCAGUGUGGUGGCAGGCUUUGACUCCCUAUAUGCAGUCUCCAGAUGGGGAUUCUUCAAAUAAAUCUAUUGGGAAGCUGAUGGGACCUGCUCUGGGUGAUCAAAAUCAAGGAAAUUUUUCCAUCAAUCUUUGGAGAAAUGCUUUCCAAGAUGCCUUUCAACGACUCUGUCCUGUUCGAGCAGGAGGACAUGAGUGUGGUUGUUUGCCCGUAUUGGCUAGAAUGGUCAUGGAACAAUGCAUAGCUAGACUAGACAUUGCUAUGUUCAAUGCUAUUCUUCGGGAGUCGGCCCUUGAGAUCCCAACUGAUCCUAUAUCAGACCCUAUUGUGGAUUCAAAGGUUUUGCCAAUUCCAGCUGGGGAUUUAAGCUUUGGUUCUGGUGCACAGCUAAAAAAUUCUGUUGGCAAUUGGUCUAGAUGGCUUACUGACAUGUUUGGCAUGGAUGUUGAAGAUUGUGUACAAGAAGAUCAGGAGGAGAAGGGUGAGAAUGAUGAAAAGCAGGGUGGGGCUGGUGAACCUAAGUCUUUUGUUCUCCUAAACGACUUGAGUGACCUUCUGAUGCUGCCUAAAGACAUGCUUAUAGAUAGAAAAAUCAGACAGGAGGUGUGUCCUUCCAUCAGUCUGUCAUUGGUUAUACGGAUUCUCUGUAACUUCACUCCUGAUGAAUUCUGUCCAGACUUUGUUCCAGGAACUGUAUUGGAGGCCCUGAACGCAGAGACUAUUAUAGAGCGAAGAUUGUCAUCAGAAGCUGGAAGAAGCUUCCCCUAUGUAGCUGCUCCUGUUCUGUACAAGCCUCCCUCCUCUGGUAAUGUGGCAGAGAAAGUUGCAGAGGCUGGAGGAAAGUCUCACUUGGGAAGAAAUGUAUCAGAUGUUAAGAGAAGAGGAUACACCAGUGAUGAAGAGCUAGAGGAACUUGAUUCCCCUCUUACAUCCAUCAUUGAUAAGCUUCCUUCAUCUCCAUCAGUCACUCAUAAUGGUAAAGGUAGUCACAAAGAACAAGGGGGCCACCCCACCACAAAUUCUAGAUACCAACUCUUACGUGAAGUUUGGUCCAUGUGAGCCUUGUAAGUUCCACAUGCGUAGAUACCUACCAUGGAAAAAAAUCACCAUAGUGAACUGAGAAAAUUGAAAAGAAAUGAAAUACAGAGAUUUAGAUACUUUGAGAAUGUUCAUCAAUAGCAGAGUUUGUAAGCCUGCAGUUUUAUUUUUUUGUAUAUAAACAUAAGUCAUUACAUCUUUCUGUUUUAGUAUUAGCAUGCAAGAUACAUUUGUAAUAGAAAAUUUUAAUAUUUAUUUAUUGUUAUAUUGAUUAUACAAAAUUUUACAAUUUCCUAAA
Vigna angularis (adzuki bean) is the source of this 3092-nucleotide messenger RNA. RefSeq lists its product as uncharacterized. Bases 380 to 2815 code for a protein of 811 amino acids. Gene Ontology annotation, cellular component: nuclear pore. The transcript has 8 exons. NCBI's taxonomy places the organism in Eukaryota, Viridiplantae, Streptophyta, Magnoliopsida, Fabales, Fabaceae. The record is from RefSeq and is a predicted model, not a curated record.